GUUUGUGACCCAAAACAGACACAGCAAGUAUGGACACGUCUAGCGUGUUCUAUAUAAAAAGAAUCGGCAGCGUCGGUCGAUCAUUGGAAUUACCACCAACCUGACAGCACGAACACAGUACCAAUACAGCUAGUAUCAACAUGGCCAAAGAAAAGUGUAAAUUUUGGAACAAGUGCUUCAGGAAGGACCCUGCCCACAAGAAAAACUUUCUCCAUCCUGGUGAUGAAGUAGAAGAGGAUGAUGAUGAACCUAUGGAUGUAGCAGAUAAACCUGUCCCUCUGAGGCGGCGAAAGACACAUGAACUAAGUCAGAGUGAUGCUGAGGACGAUACAGAGGUGCCAGCUAAAACAACUCUGAAAAAAACUAACUCAAAAAAGGCCAAAAUCUCUGAAGAUAACGAGCAGCCGGGCCCAUCAGGGGCAGGUAACUCUAGUGAUGAGGACACUAGCAAACCAAAGUGUGAAUAUUGGGUGAAAUGUUACAGAAAAGAUCCAAAACAUUUAAAAGACUACCGCCAUCCAAAGCAAAGACUGAGCAGCCGGCCAAAACCAACGAGGAAGUUAGAGGACGGGGAUAUCGUCAGCGUGGAGGGAGGUUUUAAACUUAAAAGACUUGGCAGUGACUUCACAUGCACGUGUAUUGGGUGGAACACACAGAAGAAUGCUACAAACAAACGGACAUGUAAACACCUGAGGGAACACUUAGGGGAUAUUUAUGAAAAAGCCAGAAUUGGUCAACUUCCUGUGGCAAAGAGGAAGGCACCAGAACCAACACAGCGUUUCAGCCAUCUCAACGUCAGUUUGUUACUGGCUCACAAAUAUGACGAAAAAUCUCCCAAUCCAGUAGGUUGGUGGGUGAGCGAAAAGUUAGACGGUGUACGAGCUUUCUGGAAUGGAAAAUGUUUUUAUUCAAGACUGGGAAACCCAUUCUAUGCACCAAAAUGGUUCACAAAAGAUCUGCCAAAAGACAUGCAUCUUGAUGGUGAAUUGUUUGGUGGAAGGAAGAAGUUCCAGUCGACCGUCAGCAUCGUAAAAACACCCGAGUGUGACAAUUGGAAAAAGAUUAAAUACUCUGUGUUUGAUGCCCCGUAUAUGGAGAAGGAAACGUUUGAAAAGCGACAGGAAGCCCUGAGAGAGUAUUUUGAUGAAAACACACCUCAGUACGCUGAGCUUGUGAAACAGACUAAAUGUACCAGUAAACAGCAAUUGGAGGACGACCUGAAAAAAAUCAUCGCUCUUGGGGGAGAGGGACUUAUGAUCAGAGAACCAAAGUCUAAAUAUGAACGAAAGAGGUCAAAAACACUUCUAAAGUUGAAGAAGUUUUAUGAUGCCGAGGCAGUUGUGGUUGGUUACGACCCUGGAAAAGGUCGUUUCACAGGAGCAGUGGGAGCAUUACGAUGCAAGAUGGAGUGUGGCAAGCUUUUCUCUGUGGGGUCCGGAUUGACCGACAAGGACCACAGAAGGCCACCCAAGAUUGGUUCUAUAAUAACGUACAAGUUUCAGGAAUACACAAACUCAGGCAGCCCACGCUUCCCCACGUUUCUUGGUGUGAGGAUAGACGCCACAAAGCCCAAGGAUGCAGAUGUUCCAGUGACACCAGCUGACAAAUGAUGUUUUGUUCAUAUGAUAAACAAAUUAUAAGAACAAAUGACCAUUUUUAUCCGCCAAUAAGCCCAUGCCUGGUGAAAAGCCCACUCAUGACAUGACAGUUUAACAAAGAUACCAGCAGAUACUGUUUUCGUCAUUGCAUUCCAAUAAGCCUGACCACUACUUUUAGCUGGAGUUAAUGUGUUAAUUGGCCCCCGUGGGCUUAUUGCAAGAUGAAUAUUAGAACAUGUAAUACUAUACCUCUACUUCUAUAUCAGACAAUCAAACGUCUGUAUAAAACCAACCGGCAGCUUGUUUAUAAGAUCACUAGUGGAAUCGUAAUGUCACCAAGUGCUAUAUUACAUCACAUUAUAUUUGACAAUUUUCAUUUUCUAUUGUAUACAUGUCACUGCAAUGUUUAAAAUCAUCAAUCAUGACAAUGGUUCAUUUUUGUAAUGUCUAAGGGUACAUUGUAUACUUAAGUUAUUUUUUUAUUCUUGAAGUCUUUUUAGAAGCUUAUACAUACACCCAUAGAAUGUAGUUAAUAGUGAUUUUGUUUAUAUUUUAAAAACAUUUUAUUACAAUUGAAAUGUACAUAUUUAAGAAAUUUGUCCUUGAAUGAUAAAGUGACUUAUUUUAAUUAUUUAUUCACUCUUUUUUAACUUUAACACAAAAUACUUGUCUUCAAGAAGAUGUGUUGACUCUAGCUCUGUUUUUGGAAAUUGAGCUACAUUUAAUUUAAUGAAAAAAAAUGUCAAUGAAAAUUCUUUUGCUAUACAAAUUACAAAUUAAACAUGUAAAACACUGUUUUUGACACAUGCGUUAAUUAGGUAAUGCAGGUGUCUAGUUUUUGUUAAGCUUGAGCAGUUGUGCAAAUUCAAAUGUUGAUCAGUUUUAUAUGGUAUAUAAUAAAUUAUGUAGAUCAUCCUGUGCAAUGCAUAUAUACAUUAAAUAUUAAUAUUAUAGCAUCCGAAUAUUAUACACAUAUAUAUGUAUACAUCUGU
Molecule: messenger RNA, 2590 nt
Organism: Mizuhopecten yessoensis (Yesso scallop)
Lineage: Eukaryota; Metazoa; Mollusca; Bivalvia; Pectinida; Pectinidae
Product: DNA ligase-like
Exons: 11
Coding region: 141-1610 (489 amino acids)
Biological process (GO): DNA repair; DNA recombination
Molecular function (GO): ATP binding; DNA ligase (ATP) activity
Source: RefSeq, a predicted model, not a curated record